AUGCGUACUCAGGAAAUUUGGGCUGACACGAUAGACAAGGCCGCUGAAGAAAUACUCCAAGCGCUGAAGGAAAAGACUAAUACUACCAGCACCGUCGGUAGCAGAGACAAUGUCUUCUACUUCGAUGGCUGGGACGGGCUGGGAGCGUCCGCCGUCCUCCGAGCCAUCGCCCAACGCCUCGCCACAACUUCAGCAGAUGGGAAGAGAGCCCUGGCCGAACUGGAGUUUGAUCAGGUCAUCCACAUCGACUGCUCGAUGUGGCAGAGCAGGAGAGCGCUUCAGAGGGCGGUCGCAGAGGAACUGAGGCUCCCCAGUGAAGUGAUGGAGUUGUUCGACAGGGAGGACGAGAAGGACGAUUUCCGUGGGGUGGCCCAGGGAUCCCGUGCUGAGGUACAACAAGUCAUCAGGGAAAUGCAGCAACACAUACAGAAGCUGAACCGCAGAUUCUUGGUGAUUUUCCACAAUGGGAGCAGUGAGGAGAUCGAUCUGGCCAGUUGCUGUGGCUUCCCUCUAUACGGAUUUUCAACCAGCAAGGUGCUGUGGACAUUCCAAGGGAGAUUCCGGCUCAAACCUCGGAGGAAAGUUGAUACGGCCAUGAAGACCGCAGGAACAACUGAUGUUUUUCUCUUGGCAUACCCACAAGAUAAAAUCAAAGAGGAGCUCUGGACCUACCUUGUACUCCAAGAGACUGCGGAAGUAGCUGCAGCAUGCAAGUUCAAUACUAGGUCUCGCGGCAUCAUCAAUCAGCCUGAACAAGUGACCGAGUGCUUCCUGUACAUGUGGGACCUGUGUUGCAGUGGUGGUCAGUUGAUUGACUAUGAUUUGGACACCCACGGUGCCAACUACUGGGUCUGUGAUGACAUCAUACGACAUCGACAACAGGGAGAUGGUUUGUGGAGAGCAGCUGAAGCUCUGCAUCGUGAGAUUCGAUUGGAUAUGGACUCCCAUCAAUAUGUGCCCUCCUCUCAGUUGCUAGGGCAGUGGCAAAUCCGGACCAAGCCAUAUUGGACUUCGCCAACUUACGGAUUAAUUCUGAUUCCAACCAGAGCUAUGCCUAACGGAGACAUGUUCCAACACAGCGCUGACAAGCUUUGUGUUCUCAAGCUCUCACGCUGCACCUUCAACUUCCAAUCACCUCCAUUCCUCUGCUGCUACGCCCUCAGGUUUCUAUGGCUUGACCAUUGUCAAGGCACCAACAAGACCAGCACAGAUGGAGCAGGGAAGGAGGAAGACAUUCGCCGGUGCUUUCAGAGGCUGUGGGUGCUCGACGUGCGCUACACAGACUGUGAUCAGAUAUUGUGUGCGCAGAUGUUGGGUCUCAUGACCCAGCUCAGGGAGCUAAAUGUGAUCGGAGCCAAAGGAUGGGACAUGGGCCAGCUACAGGGACAAUUGCCUAACAUCUGCAAGCUCCGAGUGAAAAAAUCUGAUGUCACAUGCAGUUGCCCAGAAAAUGAUCUGUUCUCGGAGAUGAACAAGAUGGAGCAUCUUGACUUUUCAGGAAACUAUUCGACUGGUGGUUCCAGUCCCAUGACGAGCUUAUUUGGGCCAGGGGUAAGCAGCAGCAACGUUUGGUGCCUCGAGACUGUCAUCAUUGUUGAUGGAUGUGGAGAGGUUGAAAAGAUCUCCUUCCGCGGAUGUACUGAGCUGAAGAAUCUGCACUUGGGAGGACGGAUGCGGAGUCUCCACACCCUAGACAUCUCAGGCACGGCAGUGAAAACACUAGACCUCAGUACAACAGUAAUCCCGCACCUUGAUGAGCUCUAUCUACUUCACUGUGAGAAGCUUUGUGCAAUCCUGUGGCCACCGAAAGAGAAAAUGAAACAUGGAGGCUUGGGUAAGCUGUGCAUUGACACCACGCUGUCAGCACCCACCGCCCAAUCUAGAGAAGAAAAGGCCAAGCGGGGUACUAGUACUGCUACUACUGGAACAUCAGUAGCACCUGCAGCUGCACCACAUGGCAGUCGGCCGAGCAGUGAAUUUGACUGGCACAUUUCUGUACGGGAUGCAAGGCUCCUUGCGUCCCUGAAGCCAGUCUAUUCUACCGCUGUUGGUGGAGAUUUGCUCUCCUAUUCCCGCAAGGCAUAUGUGGAGAUUUCCUCUCCUCAUCCUACCGCUGUUGGUGGUGGUGGCAAAGAUGAAGGAAUAUUCAAGAGCGCAGGCAGUCGUGAGCAGCAAUUGCUGGCAAACCUGCAGCGGCAGCCUGCGCCUACAGUAUACACAGAGAUCUCCGUGGACCGCGUACAACAAGCUAGUGAAGGCGGUGCUGAUACUCUGGGAAUCAUGUGGAUGUGGCCUUGCCCGGAUGUUCCUGAUCUUCCUGAAAAGAUGUCCUUUUUUUUUUUUUGGGGGGCCUCUCCUGAAAAGAGGUGCUACAUACACGUACAAGACCAAAUGAGGACAAAAUCACUACAAGGUGGGGAAGGGACUCAAACUGUUGCUGUCCCUUGGUUUAUAAGAAAGUGUGCUAAGAUCCUGCAUGUGCACGAUAGUCUGUCCAUCACCAGUAUCACUUCAGAUGAUGAAUAUAGUUCAGAAUGGCCUGACCUAGAGUGGUGCAGAAUCGAGAGGUGCCCCAAAUUGGACUUUGUCUUUGAUAAUGUUCAAGGCCGUUUUGACUUUACUUAUCAGUUGAGAAUAUUCUGGGCAUCCCAACUCCUAGAGUCACGCUAUAUCUCAACAUCCAAUGGAAACCGUAUAUUUCCGCACCUGACUUUGCUGCACCUGGACUUCUGCCCUAGGCUUAUACACGCACUCCCUUUGACAUGGAACUGGUUUCCUAAUGAUAAGGACAGCUUGUGCCUCCUGGAGACCCUUGAGAUUGCAUGGUGCGGUGAUCUCAGGGAGAUAUUUCCUUUCAAAAGAGAGAAGCCAGAUUUGAAAGACUUCCCCAAGCUGAAGCGUAUCCACCUGCAUGAGCUCCCUUCGCUACAGCAUAUUUGUGGGGUCAAAAUGUCUGCACCUAAUCUUGAGACCGUCAAUAUCAGGGGCUGUUGGAGCCUCACGCGCCUUCCUGACAUUGGCAGCAGCAACAAGGUAGUGGAGUGCGACUGCGAGAAGGAAUGGUGGGAAAGGUUGGAGUGGGAUGACCGCUCGCAGGCAGACAACUACCGACCCAUCCACCCACGGUAUUACAAGAAGACCCUACUCAGGGGCAGUGUGCUCAGGUUUCCUCGAGGGAUCCAGCCAUCCAUCCAUCACUGCUGCCUAUGUGCUCCUGUUGGAAAGAUGGUGUAA
Messenger RNA from Miscanthus lutarioriparius, 3234 nucleotides. The record is from the annotation of a GenBank genome assembly. Lineage: Eukaryota; Viridiplantae; Streptophyta; Magnoliopsida; Poales; Poaceae.